Molecule: messenger RNA, 2649 nt
Organism: Saccostrea cuccullata (small rock oyster)
Lineage: Eukaryota; Metazoa; Mollusca; Bivalvia; Ostreida; Ostreidae
Product: adhesive plaque matrix protein-like
Exons: 7
Source: RefSeq, a predicted model, not a curated record
GAAGAGGAUGAGAGGAGUAAACUCCCGUUUGAGGAUAGUCCCAUGAACGUUUUCGAGGAGACACCAUCUGAUCCCAGGGACGAGGACUGGGUUCCUUCGGAUAAGGAAUCCACUUCUACGGCUUUACCGGCUUCAGCACAUUCCUCUAGUCCCUCUCCUCUGGCUCCAGCCUCCGAUUCCUUUCGAGGUUGCACUCCCUCAGAGGAGAAACAAUAUCUGCGUUUCCGAAAGAGGUUCUUAAAGAAGGCCUUCUAUAAGAUCAACAAUGUUCCAUCACACGGACUGGGGAGGUUUAUAUUACUUAUGCUUAAAAAGAAGACAGACAGAGCGUUUGGAGUGGGCAGGUGUCUACGACCAUGCAAAGGAAAGCAACAGCCACUAAUUCCCAUGGACGUUUUCGAGGAGACACUAUCGGAUCCCAGGGACGAGGACUGUGUUCCUUCGGAUGAGGAAUCCACUUCUACCGCUCCACUGGCUUCAGCACAUUCCUCCGAUUCCAGACCCCGAUUCCUACCCUCCGACUCCACAUUCAAAUUCCUACCCUCCGACUCCACACUCAAAUUCCUACCCUCCUACUCAACACUCAAAUUCCUACCCUCCGUCUCCACACUCAAAUUCCUACCCUUCAACUCCACACUCAAACUCCUACCCUCCGACUCCACAUUCAAAUUCCUACCCUCCGACUCCACACUCAAAUUCCUACCCUCCUACUCAACACUCAAAUUCCUACCCUCCGUCUCCACACUCAAAUUCCUACCCUUCAACUCCACACUCAAACUCCUACCCUCCGACUCCACAUUCAAAUUCCUACCCUCCGACUCCACACUCAAAUUCCUACCCUCCGGCCCCACACUCAAAUUCCUACCCUCCGGCCCCACACUCAAAUUCCUACCCUCCGACUCCACACUCAAAUUCCUACCCUCCGUCUCCACACUCAAAUUCCUACCCUCCGUCUCCACACUCCCAUUCCUACCCUCCGACUCCACAAUCAAACUCCUACCCUCCGGCUUCACACUCAAAUUCCUACCCUCCUGCCCCACACUCAAAUUCCUACCCUCCGACUCAACACUCAAAUUCCUACCCUCCGUCUCCACACUCAAAUUCCUACCCUUCAACUCCACACUCAAACUCCUACCCUCCGGCUUCACACUCAAAUUCCUACCCUCCGGCCCCACACUCAAAUUCCUACCCUCCGACUCAACACUCAAAUUCCUACCCUCCGGCCCCACACUCAAAUACCUACCCUCCGGCUUCACACUCAAAUUCCUACCCUCCGGCCCCACACUCAAAUUCCUACCCUCCGACUCCCCACUCAAAUUCUUACCCUCCGUCUCCACACUCAAAUUCCUACCCUUCAACUCCACAAUCAAACUCCUACCCUCCGACUCCACACUCAAAUUCCUACCCUCCGACUCCACACUCAAAUUUCUACCCUCCGGCUCCACACUCAAAUUCCUACACUCCGACUCCACACUCAAAUUCCUACCCUUCAACUCCACACUCAAACUCCUACCCUUCAACUCCACACUCAAAUUCCUACCCUCCGUCUCCACACUCAAAUUCCUACCCUUCAACUCCACACUCAAAUUCCUACCCUCCGACUCCACACUCAAUUCCUACCCUUCAACUCCACACUCAAACUCCUACCCUUCAACUCCACACUCAAAUUCCUACCCUCCGUCUCCACACUCAAAUUCCUACCCUUCAACUCCACACUCAAACUCCUACCCUCCGUCUCCACACUCAAAUUCCUACCCUCCGACUCCAGACUCAAAUUCCUACCCUUCAACUCCACACUCAAAUUCUUACCCUUCAACUCCACACUCAAACUCCUACCCUCCGACUCCACACUCAAACUCCUACCCUCCGACUCAACACUCAAAUUCCUACCCUCCGUCUCCACACUCAAAUUCCUACCCUCCGUCUCCACACUCAAAUUCCUACCCUACUACUCCACACUCAAAUUCCUACCCUCCGACUCCAGACUCAAAUUCCUACCCUCCGUCUCCACACUCAAAUUCCUACCCUUCAACUCCACACUCAAAUUCCUACCCUCCAUCUCCACACUCAAAUUCCUACCCUUCAACUCCACACUCAAAUUCCUACUCUCCGACUCAAGACUCAAAUUCCUACCCUCCGUCUCCACACUCAAAUUCCUACCCUCCGUCUCCACAUUCAAAUUCCUACCCUCCGUCUCCACACUCAAAUUCCUACCCUCCGACUCCAGACUCCGAUUCCUACCCUCCGGCUCCACACUCCGAUUCCUUUCGAGGAUGCACUCCGUCAGAAGAGUUAGGUUUCACAGGACCUCUGGAAAUCCGGAGUGCAAGGAAUAAGAUGUUCCUUGACGAGGCCUACCAGCUCUUAGGCCCAAAGUCAAGAGGAGACAUGUUGGACAGGGUCUUCCGGAGAAUAAUAGAGGCAGACACGACCUUCCAGAACCAUGGUAUUAUGAAUAUAUUACUUAUGCUUAAAAAGAAGACAGACAGAGCGUUUGGAGUGGGCAGGUGUCUACGACCAUGCAAAGGAAAGCAACAGCCACCAAUUGAGGAACUCACCAUGGAAGAGGACGAGGAGGCUGUGGAGAGUGAUGUUCUCUCCUGCCAAAUUCCUGACACAAAACGUCUUAUUCUUCACAACGUUGUCUAA